AUGGCGGACAACCCGGACCCCGGGGAUCCCGGGGGCCGGGUGGGGGGCGGCCUUGACAGCGACGUGACGGGAGCCUUCGGGGGUGAAGGGGGGGUAAGCACAGUAGCAGCUGGUGGGUCGCUCCACCUAUUGACCGGUCACAAAAGACGGGGGGGGGCUGAGAGUGCGCUCCAGAGCCCACGCAUUCGUCGCCUCCACCACGAAGACCUUCUGUGCCUCUUUGGCAAACCAGCCAAGAGACAGUGUUGUGAAGCAGGCCGUUCGAUUUCAGUACUGACAUGCGGCCAACCUCUCGAAGACCCUCCCAACACCGGGUCUGACGGCGAUUACCCUGUACCUUCGGCCAUCAUCGGAGAAAGGGGGGGAGCAACAACCGAAAAGGGUCCAGUCGACGAGGCGGCGGUUGUACCACGGGUGGCAUCGGAGGUAGCGAGGGCAGCCUGGGAGGAACACCGUAGGCGCUUGCAACAACAGCAUGACACUCGCAGACGCUGCCUACCUGUGAGGGCAAUGUUGCACGGCGCCGGCUCGGCCGACGCCGCAAUCCCCCCGGUCGUGCCACGUCUCGCAUGGCGGCAGGAGCGGAGGCGCCGGAGUGCGGCGGGGAAAGACAGGCAGCAGGAGCCACUAGUGGGGGGUCAGCGUGACCCGCAGGUGGGCGGGCAGCAGGGGGCCCGGGAGAGGAGCCGGCAGCCGCCGCAGGAGCUGCCGAGCGGAGGGCAGCGGCAGCUGCCGAGUGGAGGGCAGCGGCAGCUGCAGAGCGGAGGGCAGCAGGAGCUGCAGAGCGAAGGGCAGCAGGAGCUGCAGAGCGGAGGGCAGCAGCAGCUGCAGAGCGGAGGGCAGCAGCAGCUGCAGAGCGGAGGGCAGCAGCAGCUGCCGAGCGGAGGGCAGCGGGAGCUGCAGAGCGGAGGGCAGCAGCAGCUGCAGAGCGGAGGGCAGCAAGAGCCGCAGGAGCAGCAGAGCGGAGGGCAACAGCAGCUGCCGAGCGGAGGGCAGCAGCAGCUGCAGAGCGGAGGGCAGCAGGAGCUGCCGAGCGGAGGGCAGCGGCAGCUGCCGAGUGGAGGGCAGCGGCAGCUGCAGAGCGGAGGGCAGCAGGAGCUGCAGAGCGAAGGGCAGCAGGAGCUGCAGAGCGGAGGGCAGCAGCAGCUGCGGAGCGGAGGGCAGCAAGAGCCGCAGGAGCUGCAGAGCGGAGGGCAACAGCAGCUGCCGAGCGGAGGGCAGCAGCAGCUGCAGAGCGGAGGGCAGCAGGAGCUGCCGAGCGGAGGGCAGCGGCAGCUGCCGAGUGGAGGGCAGCGGCAGCUGCAGAGCGGAGGGCAGCAGGAGCUGCAGAGCGAAGGGCAGCAGGAGCUGCAGAGCGGAGGGCAGCAGCAGCUGCAGAGCGGAGGGCAGCAGCAGCUGCAGAGCGGAGGGCAGCAGCAGCUGCCGAGCGGAGGGCAGCGGGAGCUGCAGAGCGGAGGGCAGCAGCAGCUGCAGAGCGGAGGGCAGCAAGAGCCGGUUUGGGUGUUGGAUGUGGAGAUGGCGGACGAGGCUUGCACCGAUGAGCUGGAAUCAAGCCCCAUGGAGGGGGAGAAUGCCAACCCUGAUUCCCCGGACCAAGCAGAAAGGCCCCGAGCGCGGGGCCGGGGCCGGAGGCGACGGGCAACCAAACUGCAGCAGCUGCAGAGCGGAGGGCAGCAGCAGCUGCCGAGCGGAGGGCAGCAGCAGCUGCAGAGCGGAGGGCAGCAGCAGCUGCCGAGCGGAGGGCAGCAGCAGCUGCAGAGCGGAGGGCAGCAGCAGCUGCCGAGCGGAGGGCAGCAGCAGCUGCAGAGCGGAGGGCAGCAGCAGCUGCCGAGCGGAGGGCAGCAGCAGCUGCAGAGCGGAGGGCAGCAGCAGCUGCCGAGCGGAGGGCAGCAGCAGCUGCCGAGCGGAGGGCAGCAGCAGCUGCAGAGCGGAGGGCAGCAGGAGCUGCAGAGCGGAGGGCAGCAGGAUCUGCAGAGCGGAGGGCAGCAGGAGCUGCAGAGCGGAGGGCAGCAGGUGCUGCAGAGCGGAGGGCAGCAGGAGCAGCAGAGUGGAGGGCAACAGCAGCUGCCGAGCGGAGGGCAGCAGCAGCUGCAGAGUGGAGGGCAGCAGGAGCUGCCGAGCGGAGGGCAGCGGCAGCUGCCGAGUGGAGGGCAGCGGCAGCUGCAGAGCGGAGGGCAGCAGGAGCUGCAGAGCGAAGGGCAGCAGGAGCUGCAGAGCGGAGGGCAGCAGCAGCUGCAGAGCGGAGGGCAGCAGCAGCUGCAGAGCGGAGGGCAGCAGCAGCUGCCGAGCGGAGGGCAGCGGGAGCUGCAGAGCGGAGGGCAGCAGCAGCUGCGGAGCGGAGGGCAGCAAGAGCCGUGGAGGGCAGCGGCAGCUGCAGAGCGGAGGGCAGCAGGAGCUGCAGAGCGAAGGGCAGCAGGAGCUGCAGAGCGGAGGGCAGCAGUAGCUGCAGAGCGGAGGGCAGCAGCAGCUGCAGAGCGGAGGGCAGCAGCAGCUGCCGAGCGGAGGGCAGCGGGAGCUGCAGAGCGGAGGGCAGCAGCAGCUGCAGAGCGGAGGGCAGCAAGAGCCGGUUUGGGUGUUGGAUGUGGAGAUGGCGGACGAGGCUUGCACCGAUGA
Molecule: messenger RNA, 2613 nt
Organism: Closterium sp. Naga37s-1
Lineage: Eukaryota; Viridiplantae; Streptophyta; Zygnematophyceae; Desmidiales; Closteriaceae
Source: the annotation of a GenBank genome assembly